GAACAUAUGAUGAAUCAUUUAUUAAUGAUACACCGUUAAGAAUAAUGUGGUCAGGACCAGAACCGAACGAUGAUCAUAUAUGGAGAACAAAUCAUUUCGUACCAUUACUUUCCACAAAACAAUAUCACGAUUCCUCAUUACAUCAACCAGCAACAAUAACAACACAUAAUAUUAAAUCAUCAAUUCAAAUAGGUCCGGAAUUGGAAACUGAAGAUCAAUGGAAAGAAGAACCAUUAAAAGAACGUGAAAAUUCUCCUAUUCAAAAACGUACGGUAGCAACAACAAUAAAACAAGUAUUUGAUGAUGCAUCACAUGUGAUUAAACAAAUUAUAAAUAUAGCAAGUGGAAAUAUUAUUGAUAUCGUACCACCAAAACUUAUCAGAAAAAAUGCAUCGUUCGUUAUAAAAUAUACAAACGAAAAUAAACAAUCAUUAGGCAAAGAUGGUAAUGGAGUCUGGAUUCAAAAUAGUUCAGCAGAAACAUUAUUUGUAUUGAGUAAAAGUAACAAUUAUCAGAUCGUACGGCAAGGUAAACAUGGUAAAUAUUAUUAUAACGAAAGAAAUGGUAGAAAAUAUGUACCUCAUAUUGUACAAGAAAAUGAUGUUAUAAAACUUAAUAGAUUAUAUGCCACGAAUAAAUCAGAUCCAAAUUUACGCCGUAUGAUUUGUUACACCACCAAAAAUAUAGAUACAGAACAUCUUCCAAUAUUUUUACAAUAUAUUUCACCGACCCCAUUGAUUCAAACACCAGUAAUAAUGCCUCAUGGAAAUUCAACGAAAUUAUCUCGACCGUUUACAUCUACUGAACCAAGUGUAAUUGCUAAUAUACAUCAAGCAUAUUCACAACAAAAGAAACCAUCAGCGAUAUAUAAGAAAAGUAUUACUAAUGCUCAAGACACAGAAAUACCAUCAUUAACGACUAUACGUGAUCGCAAACAAAUCUAUAACACAAAAAUACGGAAUUUAACUAAUGCUGAAGAAUGUUUAGCAAUCAUGAGACGAUUAGAGAAGAGUGACGGUGUGGUGGCUCAUUUAUCAAUGAAUCGUGGAGAAAGUCCGGUGAUUAUACUAUCAUACAAUUAUCAG
Molecule: messenger RNA, 1085 nt
Organism: Didymodactylos carnosus
Lineage: Eukaryota; Metazoa; Rotifera; Eurotatoria; Philodinida; Philodinidae
Source: the annotation of a GenBank genome assembly